GUUGUUUCAUGAUAGUAUUUGUAUAAGCUCCCCCUUUUUUUUUUCUCUCCCCUCUCUUUUCUCUUCUUUUAAUUUAUCAAAUGUCAAUCAAUAGAGAGGACGCACCCAAUGGUUCAAUGCUUCAAGUGGAUUCCCCUGAGCCUACUUUAUUAAAAGUAGAAACACUUGAUCCUAGAGAGGAUUAUCGAACAAAAAACUGGAAAAAUGGCCUUGGAAAGACAUCUGAGAUAUGCAUCUAUCCUCCUGAGAAAGACUACCGAAAAGACUCUUUCUUCUGGCGCUUAAGCGAGCACGAAAUUGAUGCAGAUUUUAAUUUCCCUAUUUCUUUGGGUUAUGAUUAUACCUGUGUUAUCCUUCCAAGUCACCAUCAAAAUAAAAAGAGUACUAUUCAUCUAAAUCAUCGUGGUGAAGAAGCUUCUACUACUAUCAAACCUCUCUUUCCUUAUACUUGGAAUGGUGAAUGGGCUACAAGCUGUAAAGUGUCCAAUGCGCCUGUCUGUUGCUUACAGUUCUUGAUCAAACGUGAAUUGGGUACAGCGCAAUUCUCGAUUGAUAAAAUUGGUCAACCUAUCUCAAACGAGAAUGGUGAAACAGGCAGGAAAUUGAUCCUAAGCGCAUUUGCUUUAGUGUAUGUGGUUGAAGGCCAUGUCUGUAUUGGUUUGGAUGAAAAUAGCCCACAGGGCUACCAUGGCGUCCUCUCAGCUGGCCAAACUCUAUAUGUUGAGCGCGAUGAAGACGCUUCUCCUACGAGUAUGGUCAUUCAGGCAUCCGAUGCUUCGGGUGGUGUUGGUAAUCGUGAUCAAGAAGAUGCAACCAUCAUGAUUGUUCAAAUCACGGAGAGCAAGCCUAAAGGAGCUCCUUCCACGAUUGGUACACUCUCUGAUUAUUUUGCUUUACAAACAAACAGUUACUCGGUUGGAAAUACGCCUGCCGUUCCUACACCCGGUGCAACACAAGCUGCAGGCUUAGCGACCGCGGGUGCUAAGGAGGAAGAUGUCCCUAGCCGUCGCAGAGAACCCCGUCGUAAAGGAUCACUUGUUGUCUAUGAUGAUCAGCCCUUCUGGAACUUGCCUCAAAAUGUAGCUCAACGUAUGGCUGCUCAAGAAGCAAGUGCAUCUGCAUCUGCUAUUCCUGUUUCGUCCGAUAAUAUCGGUGGUGAAUUGACAACCACACUCAAAAUGGAAGAAUCACAAAACAAACGAGAAAGACGCAACAGUCUAGCCAUGCUUCGAGGCCAAUUAGAAGCCACACAGAUCUAUGAACCUCCUACAUUCGCACUCUUGAAUCAAGAUACAGAUGUUCCUCCUCCUGUGGUUCGCGACCGUCUUGUGGUAGAAGACUUUCCAAAACAUACCAUCAGUACAGCUUGGAUCAAGAUGGUCAAACAAGGUCUAAGUGAAUGGCUUAGAUUACCCGUGAUUGUGUGUCGAGGUACAGAAGAUGGACCUGUCGUAGGCAUCACGGCUGCUGUUCAUGGCAACGAAUUAAAUGGUGUACCUUGUAUCCAUCGUGUUAUUUCUGAAAUCGAUGUCAACAAGUUACACGGCACAGUAGUUGCAGUGCCCUGUGUGAAUGUGUCUGGUUAUUUGAAGUUUACCAGAGAAUUCGCAGAUGGUCGAGAUCUGAACCGUCUGUUUCCCGGUAGGGAAGAUGGUUUUGCUUCGCAAGUGUAUUGUUACCAGUUGAUGAAUAAGGUCAUUUCUCAAUUCAAUUACCUAAUUGAUCUGCAUACAGCAAGCUUUGGUCGGGUUAAUUCGUAUUAUGUGCGUGCUGACAUGAAUGAUCCUAUUUCAGCUAUUAUGGCAAGAUUACAGACACCUCAGGUUGUAUUGCAUAAUUCAGGCCAAGACGGCACUUUACGAUCUGCUGCUUCAGCAAGAGGUAUUCGUGCUAUCACAGUUGAAAUUGGUAAUCCUCAGUUAUUCCAAAAUCAAUAUGUUCAGUGGUCUUAUAUUGGCGUGAUGCGUAUUUUGGAUCAUUUGGAUAUGUAUACACUAACAUACCAACCUACUGCAGAAGAUAUGGCUGCUUUAGGUCCUCCAAACACAAUUCUUUGUUCAAAAGGAUUUUGGAUAUAUACCAAAACAGGAGGUGUUUUAGAAGUCUAUCCUGGUGUGAAUACCAUUAUUAAGAAGGGUGACUUAAUUGCUCGUAUAAAGAACAUCUUUGGUAAUGUGGUUGAUGAGUAUUAUGCUCCUUGUAGUGGCAUAGUCAUUGGCCGUAGUUCAAAUCCUGUUGCCAUGUCAGGCGACCGUAUUGUUCACUUGGGUGUGAUUAAGAAAAAGAACGAAAGCUUACCAAAAGAAGCUAAGGAGAAUUAUUAACCAAAAAUAAAAGAGAAUUGGGUGGUUUUGUUUAAUAUAAAAUGCAGAAUAAAUAAUGAUUUGAUUAAAUGCAGUGAUAAUAAUAGGAAUGAAGUAAUUUACAAUGGGUUUGCAGAAACACAGUGUG
Messenger RNA from Gilbertella persicaria, 2451 nucleotides. RefSeq lists its product as uncharacterized. Gene Ontology annotation, molecular function: hydrolase activity, acting on ester bonds. Lineage: Eukaryota; Fungi; Mucoromycota; Mucoromycetes; Mucorales; Choanephoraceae. The transcript has 7 exons. The record is from RefSeq and is a predicted model, not a curated record. Bases 81 to 2324 code for a protein of 747 amino acids.